This is a messenger RNA of Protopterus annectens (West African lungfish), 1893 nucleotides long. Its product is annotated as chemokine-like receptor 1. Gene Ontology annotation, cellular component: plasma membrane. The coding region runs from base 1 to 999 and encodes 332 amino acids. Lineage: Eukaryota; Metazoa; Chordata; Ceratodontiformes; Protopteridae. Gene Ontology annotation, molecular function: G protein-coupled receptor activity; complement receptor activity. Gene Ontology annotation, biological process: inflammatory response; phospholipase C-activating G protein-coupled receptor signaling pathway; complement receptor mediated signaling pathway. The transcript has a single exon. The record is from RefSeq and is a predicted model, not a curated record.
AUGAACUUUAACUUUGUUACACCCUCUGUAUCAGAUACUCAGUAUAAUUAUUCAUCAGAAGUUCCUAUGGAUCACUGGAGUUAUAAUGACCACUUCAACCUGCUACUGCUCUUGAAAACUUUCUUCAUGAUCUUUAAUGGCAUUGCAUUCUUGUUUGGAGUGUUAAUAAAUAGCGCUGCAGUUUGGAUCAUUGGUUUGAAGAUGAAAAUGACUAUGACAUCAGUUUGGUUUUUGAACUUGGCUGUAGCUCAUUUGAUCCAUAUCAUGUUUAUUCCAUUUAAUAUUGCAUACUUUGCAUGUAGCUAUCAUUGGCCUUUUGGGACUUUUCUCUGUAAGUCUCGGUCAGCAGCCACAUAUCUUAGCAUGUUUGCAUGCAUCUUUUUCCUUACUAUAAUUAGCCUUGAUCAAUGUUUUUUAACUGUCUGGCCGAUAUGGUCCAAAAACCAUAGAACAAAAGGUAUUGCCCUGGUUGUGACUUUAUUUGCCUGGAUUUUAGCUGCCUUAUUCAGUGUACCAUACUGUAUAACUGCUGAAACAUAUCAAAUAUAUAAAGAUAGGAAAAUGUCCUGCUUAAACAGAUAUAACUAUGGAAGAGGGAUACUUGCAGUGGAUAUAUCAGUAUUUAUCUGUAGCUUUCUCAUUUCAUUUGCCAUCAUUGUUAUCUGUUACACUAUUACUGCUUUGAAAUUACGGAAGACACACUUUAUAAAAUCCAAGAAGCAUUUGAAGAUAAUUAUAGCUAUGAUACUAACUUUCUUUCUUUUCUGGUUCCCUUACCAUGUUUUUAGUUGGUUGCCCAUUUCAUAUGUUUACCCUUUGAAAUCAAGCCUUACAUUUCUCAGCACUUGUAUUAAUCCAUUUCUCUAUAUUUAUAUAGGCAGAGAUUUCAGGGAGACAUUCAAAAGAUUCAUCUCUGUGACAUACCAAACAUUUUUCAGUGCAAUGAAAUCUAUCAAUAAUGAGGAUGACAAGUGCAAACCACAAACAGAAAUGUAUUAAUGUAUGCUUAUUUCUUCACAAAUCAUAUGCAUUUACACACAAGCUGUAUAAUAUGACAAACUUAGGCAAAUACUGCUCAGAGGAUAAUUAUUCUGUAGCACUGUAAAAUCUAGUCGCAAUAAUUUGAAAACUUUGAUAAACUUUGAUAAAAGUAAACAUUUCCCUUUAAUACCUCUUCUACAAAACAUCUAAACCCUAUAAAUAAUACCAGCUGUUAUCACCAAAGUUCAUGCAUUUUCAGACCAGAGCGAUUAUGCAUGUUCCUUCUUGAUUUGGGAGGUCAGCACUGUUUGAAAGGAGUGUUUUGAAUAUUUUAAAUGUGUCUACUUAAAUGUGUUUAUGGGUAAACAUCUACUGAUCUCCUUUAUCGUUUGCCUAGGAUUUUUUUUUUCCUGUUCUAUGUUCAGACAGUUCUGCAAUAAGCCGUGACUGCAUGACACAAGCCUUAAUUUUGGGAAAUGAAAAAGAAAGCUUUAGUAUGAUUAUUGUUUAAAAGUUAUUUGUAUUAUGUAUUUUGAAUUUUGGACAGCAGUACAUUUCCAUUUUGGUAAAUCCCUGAGUUUAUUGAGCCCUCCCCAUCCUAAAAUGGCUUCUUAGAGGCUAUAGUUUUACAGGGCAAAUCAACAUUUAUGGUGAUGUGACGGUAUACAUUUUUGGGCCAUUUCAAAAGGAAGACAGAGAUCUGUUGCAUUACAGUCUAAAAUAAGUCAGUAUGAAAUAUUUACAGAAACAUUAAUUACAGUGAAUAUCAUAAAAAGGUCUGCAUGAACAGUAUUGACAAGUUUGAGACAUAUAGCACAACUGUAAUAAUCAAUUACUGCUCCUUGUUUCUGGUAAAUUGUAAUGUCUGCAAUCUAACUUAACUUCUCAUACUAGCCAGUUCGUUAGUGAAAA